UCUCUCUCCUCCCUUCCUCCCAUUCUCUCUGAACCAGGAUCUUCAGGUGAGGAUUAACAAAACAAAAGCAGCAGCAACUCCUGAAGAAGGGCCACCAUGGGCUUCUGGACCAUUUGCCCUUCCUUCUGCACCAUCAUCUUCCUCCUCUUCAUCUUUGCGGUGUCCAUGAUCUUCCACUGCCACCAGCGUCUGGCUCUGGUGCCCGCCCCCUGGGCCUCCCGGGGCCUCGUGGUCCCGGCCCCCCGGCACCUCCCCCAGGGGGGCAUGUUCACCAUCAACGCCAUCGGCCGCCUGGGCAACCAGAUGGGCGAGUACGCCACGCUGUACGCGCUGGCCAGGCUGAACGGGCGGCCGGCCUUCAUCCCCGCCGAGAUGCACAGCACGCUGGCGCCGCUCUUCCGCAUCUCCCUCCCGGUGCUGCCGGCCGCCGCGGCCCGCGGGCUGCCCUGGCUCAACUACCCGCUCCACGACUGGAUGGAGGAGCGGUACCGCCACAUCCCCGGCGAGUACGUGCGCCUCACGGGCUACCCCUGCUCCUGGACCUUCUACCACCACCUGCGCGCCGACAUCCUGCGCGAGUUCGCGCUGCACGACCACGUGCGCGAGGGGGCGCAGGCGUACCUGCGCGGACUGCGCGUGCGCGGGCGCCGCCCCGCCACGUACGUGGGCGUGCACGUGCGCCGCGGGGACUACGUGCGCGUCAUGCCGCAAGUGUGGAAGGGCGUGGUGGCCGACCGCGCCUACCUGCAGGCGGCGCUGGACCGCUUCCGGGCCCGGCACGCGUCCCCCGUGUUCGUGGUCACCAGCGACGGCAUGGCCUGGUGCCGCGAGAACAUCGACGCGUCCCGCGGGGACGUGGUGUUCGCGGGCACCGGGCGCCAGGGCUCGCCGGCCCAGGACUUCGCGCUGCUCACGCAGUGCAAUCACACCGUGUUCACCGUGGGCACCUUCGGCGUCUGGGCCGCCUACCUGGCCGGCGGGGACGCCGUCUACCUGGCCAACUACACGCCGCCCCACUCCCGCUUCCACACGGUCUUCAGGCCACAGGCGGCCUUCCUGCCCGAGUGGGUGGGCAUCGCCGCCGACCUUGGCCCGGCCGGAGAGAACGGCCCCUAGCCCUGCACGUGUCCCUCCCUCCCCCAUCCUCGGGGGACAGGCAGUGUAUGGGGCCCGGCACGGGGGCUCAGGAUUGGGCCCCCAAGUUUGAAUCCAGGCUGCUCGGCUUCUCGGCCGGGCGACCUCGAACAAGUGGCUUAACCUCUCUGUGCCUCAGAGCGCCACCUGGAAAACGAACAACAUACAGAACUCACCUGGCAGCCGCUCCCAGAACUCAGGCAGGCGUCUUCAA
Messenger RNA from Pipistrellus kuhlii (Kuhl's pipistrelle), 1348 nucleotides. RefSeq names its product galactoside 2-alpha-L-fucosyltransferase SEC1-like. The transcript has 2 exons. Gene Ontology annotation, biological process: carbohydrate metabolic process. Gene Ontology annotation, cellular component: membrane. The record is from RefSeq and is a predicted model, not a curated record. Lineage: Eukaryota; Metazoa; Chordata; Mammalia; Chiroptera; Vespertilionidae. Gene Ontology annotation, molecular function: galactoside 2-alpha-L-fucosyltransferase activity. Bases 97 to 1116 code for a protein of 339 amino acids.